This is a messenger RNA of Helobdella robusta, 3210 nucleotides long. RefSeq lists its product as hypothetical. The coding region runs from base 1 to 3210 and encodes 1069 amino acids. Gene Ontology annotation, cellular component: actin filament; cortical actin cytoskeleton; site of polarized growth. The transcript is spliced from 4 exons. Gene Ontology annotation, biological process: regulation of actin filament polymerization. Gene Ontology annotation, molecular function: actin filament binding. The record is from RefSeq and is a predicted model, not a curated record. NCBI's taxonomy places the organism in Eukaryota, Metazoa, Annelida, Clitellata, Rhynchobdellida, Glossiphoniidae.
AUGACGUCAAUCGAAAUAACGUCUUCUUUACUGAUUGUUGCAGAUCAGCAAAUGAUUGAUCUGUCAGGUGAUCCAGAACAACCAAAACAAGUUGGGCAGAAGUUGCCGGAACAAUUUCAACAGCAACAACAACAACCACAGCUUCAACCACAGCAACUUCUUCAACAGUCUCAACAAGAAUCGCGACCGAAACAGAUUCAAUCCCAGCAUCUACCACAAAAACCUCAACAAAUUCAGCCACUCCAACAGUUACAACAACAAUCUCAACAACAGCAGCUUCAACAACCACAACAACAUUAUCAAAUACUCGAACAAUUACAGCAACCACCAGAGAAGCAGCUACAACAACAACUACAACAAUUGAGCCACGACAAACACAACAAAAUAAACGAACAUGACUCAUUACAGCAGCGCAUACAGCAACAGUUCCAAGCACAGUUAGACAAAAUCUUACUGAGUCCCAAAACACGUCGCAGACACUCUGGCAGACGGUUGCGCAACAAACUCAAAAAACAAAAACAACAACAGCUAAACGCCAAACUGCAGCAACAAUUGUUUCAACAGCAACUAUUACAGCAACGGCUGCAUCAACAGAGACUCAUCGAGCAGCAAAAACAGUUCUUGCAACAACAACGCCAACAACAACAGUUGCAGCAACAACCAGUUCUCGAUUCUCAAGCGAAAAUGAACAAAACAAAAGAAGUGUUGUUCGUUCAGAAAUGGUUUAUGGAUAAGUUAAAAAAUUCCAUGCUAUCAUCAUCAUCAUCUUCAUCUUCUUCAUCCUCAUCAUCAUCAUCAAAAGAAGCCAUCAAAACAACAACAUCAACAAAAACAUCGAUUUCUAAUACCAAUAACGACAACAACAACAACAACAACAACAUCAACAACAACAUCAACAACAACAUCAACAACAACAACAUCAACAACAACAUCAGCAACGACGACAAUUAUGCUGACGCUGGUAACAGAUACAAUAAAAUCAUCCGAGAAUACAGCAGCAGCAGCAACAACAACAACGACAACAACGACAACAACGAUGAAGACAAUUAUGAAAUUACUAGUGAUAAUAAGGACGAGAAUGAGAUACACGGCAAAGACGAUGACGACGAUGAUAGCGAAUUAAUUCAAAAUGAUAUCAUGCUAUCUAAUGAUAUCAUCACUCAAAAGAAUAAACAGAAUGACGAUGAUGACGACGACGUCGACGAUGGUGGCGGUGGUGGGGAUGAUAGUAGUAACACUGACGUCAGCGAUGGUGGUGGUGGUGGUGGUGGUGGUGGUGGUGACGAUGAAACCGGUGAUUCUAAAGAUGAAAGUGGAUACAUUAGCAAUAAAAAUGACCUUGAACUUUAUUACAACAACGACAUUAAUAAUGACAUCAAUCAAAUUGUUGACAACAGCAACAACAACAUUGGUGAUGGCACAAUGGGUUACAAUACGUUCCGCUUGGAUGACAUUAGCAAGCUUCCGGGAAAUGUUUCUUUAUUAUCAAUGAUUGACGUUCCUUUCGACGGGAUUGAUGAUAAUAAUUCAUCCUCAACCAAAAUCAACAACAACAAUAACAACAACAUCAUUAUUAGUAGUAGCAGCAACAACCAAGGUAUCAGCAACACUAACAACAAUCAAGACAUCAACAGUGACGUAAAUAACAUCGAUGACGACAAUGACAUCAACAACUACAACAACAACAACAACAACAACAACAACAACAACAAUAGCAGCAACAACAACAGCAAUAACCACUCCAAUAUAAAUGUUAACAGCGCCAACAACAGCAACAACAACAACUCCAAAACAUACAACAACAUCAACAGCAUCAAGAGUUUGACCAUAUUGAAAGAUAACAUCAAGAUAGAGCCCUACCCGAGUGGCCAGUUGGAAAAGUGUGACAACAAGUUGUGCAGUGCCAGAGGUUCGUGCUACCAAGACAGGUCAAAAAUUGACGGCGAUGAAGAUGUCUUCUGCUUGUGUUUCAUUGGAUACUACGGACGGUUCUGUCAGUUUGCAAACCCGUCUUUAGUCCAACAGCCCUCUUCGGCUCAGCAACAACCGCAAGAUUCACAACUGCAACAACAACAACAACAACAACAACAACAACCACAACAACAACAACCACAGCAACAACAAAAGCAACCACAAUCUUUUUUUGUUAAGGAUCAACAAACUCAUUUCAUCAGUCGACCACAACAACCGCAGCAGCAACAACAACCACAACAACAACCACAGCAACAACAACCACAGCAACCACAACAACAAAAUCAACCACAAUCAUUUUUUGUUGAGGAUCAACAAACUCAUGCCAUCAGUCGACCACAACAACCGCAGCAGCAACAACAACAACAACAACAACAACCACAGCAACAACAACCACAGCAACAACAACAACAAACGGCUGCUGUAUACAUCGACUACAUCAGCGACCAGAACAUAUCGCAGCCACUACCACCACCACCAGCGCAAGUACCACCACCACCACCAUUACUGCCAGCCCAACAACAACUGCCACCUCCACCCAAACUUGCCAGAUCGUCUGCCGAGGACCCCAACAGUCACGUGAUCUAUUUAUCCGACAAUGACGUCAUCGAAAAAGAUUCGCUGUUCUUUGGAGAUGAUGCGACGAGUGGCGAGAUCGGGAACUUGGAGAGAGAUGACGACGACGAUUAUUACGAGAGUUUUGAAGAGAAGGAAAAGGAGAUGCUGAUAAAUUGUGAGGGCAUGUUUGACUUGUACUACAUGAGGUCUAUGCCGACGAGAACUGUUCUCAUUGUUAGCAUCUCUGCCUUCGUAAUUCUUCUAAUAUUCUGCCUCAUGCUGGUCGCUCUUGUCUCUGGAGACAGACGAGUCCUUCUCGAACGAUAUGAGGUACUGGUGAGAUUGGGUUACGACGUUAACCCGCCAGACGACGGCUUCUUUAGGUUGCUUGGCAGACGACUCAUGUUCCUCUGCUGCUGCGCCUGCUACUGCUGCCCCUGGAUCGACUGCUGCUACUGUCUCCAAUCUAUUGAAGAUAGCGACAGGGAGAUUCAAAUUGCUAUGGCUAGGAAUAAAUCACAGAACUCAAGCAUAACAAAGCAUGACGAACGGCAACAACAGCAACCACAACAGCAGCAGCAGCAACAACAACAACAACAAUUAUCGGCGUCAAACAUAUCGAGAACGAUAACAUGGGCACCGACAACCUUUGGCAGUCCACCCAGAAAAUUAGAUUGCUAA